CUGGGCUCAGUAGUGGGAAGUCCGUGGUGCUGACUGGUGACCGUGGAGCGAAAUUAUCACUUUUUUCUUAGUCUCCUCUUACUAUAAUUCUAUAGUUUGCACUUGUACUUUGUACUUGUGAGUUGUGACUUCUGUUCCAUCGGUCACAUCCGAUUAAGUCUCGUCUACUUAUUCACUCUUCCUCUUCUGUCCUCCUUCAUUCAUUCCGUUGUAGUCCACCCAGACCAACCAAUAAUAUCCACUCCCACACACACACACAUAAACACACGCCAACUAUUCCAGUCUCUCUUGAGAAAAAUACAGAAAAUCUCAACUUCUUGGCAAAAGAGUCAGACGAGUUUGCAUACAAAAAAGAGAGAUUUGGACGGAAGAAAUUUCAUAUUUCCAUUUUCACAAAAAGCAAGGAAAAUUUUAAAAUACGAGAGAGUGACAAAAAAACAGCUCUGACUGCGUGUUCCAUAACCACAUUCAUUGUUGAUACGAGAAAUGCCAAAGUUUUGAAACAGAGGAGCUGUAAAGAAAGAAAGUAGAGAAGAAGCAGAAGAAAGCCGGCGUUUUCUCAACAUCAUCCUCUCAGCACGCGCUGGUUGUUUGACAUGAAGGGAAUUGUUAUUUGCUAAUUUUAUAUAAGAAACAACCUCAACAACAGAAUAAUAAGGCACAUGGCAUUUACAGACUGACAAAAAAAAGCGAAACAAAAUUCGUUGUACCUCUUUGCUACUACUACUGCUACUACAAUUUUCCUCACUGUAAUUACUUAUUCGCAUCCCGUUCAUAGUUUAUGAGAGAAACUGGAGCCAACAUCGCCGUAGGAGAUUACAUUACACGACUAGAGUGCAAGUGAUACAUUUUUUAAACUACUUUUUAAAAGUGUUCCGGAAAAUUUCUACAAAGUUUUCUCCUCCGCCGGACGGACAGUUUUUAAGGUGAACAAGCCGUUGUUCAAGUGUUAACAAGUGUCAACUCGCCCCAAUCCAUCCAUAACUCUACUAGUUUACUUUGCUGUAACUAAAUAUAAAUACAUACACUCUGACAACAACUCACAGGCUCUUGAAUUACCCUACCAGUUGAUUCUAUGUGUGGUUUGAACAGGUGAAUUAAUUUUCGAGAAAUUUACUGUUCAAAAUAUUCCCUAGAACAAAACAAGCUCUUCUCUUUCUCUCCACCAAAAUCCAGUCUUUUGGUAGUAGUGACUGGUUGAGUAAAUUCUAAUCAGUGAACGAGUCUCAAGUUCUGACUGACUGACUGUCAACUCAACCAACCAACCAAGAACUCUGUUUAGCUGCCAAUUGUCUUUGCCAAUUGUGCUCAUAAGCUUCCAAGUUUACCUUUGAAAUUUGAUAUCUUAAGUGAGCAAAACAAAACAGAGAUAAGAAGAGUGAAGUUUUCAGUGACUAUACAAACCCUACAUACACAAAGGUUUUCGGAUCUUACUAAAGUUGAUUUAAGUGUGGACGUGGUUAUAAAUGAGCCUGAGUUGAACGGGUGUUCGCAGCUUGGUUUCUCCAAAUCUUGAGUGCUUGUGCCUGGACUUGCAACCAGAGGAUUUCUACUUGAAGAAGUCUUAUUUAUGUACGCAGAAGAAGAAGAAUACGAUAAGAAGAUACUUUAAGAAAGACUACUACAAAGCGAGAAAGAUACUUGAUCAUAUUUAAGAAAACAAACGAGAUUGUCCUACGUACGUUGUGGAACUUUGGACCUGCGCCAAAUUUCCAAAUUUGUUGAGCGUGAGCAGUUACUAGAAAAAGAAGCAAAAAUUAAGCUGCAAGAGGGUGAAAGUAUGCAGAACGGGAUGGACGUGACGACAACACCGCCUCAGGCAAAUGGGUCAAUCCAUGGGGUCAAUGUAAGCUGCGGGAUGAACAUGUCGGGUUCCGCAGGGUCUCCCAACAAUGGGAGUAACAAUGGUCUGGAGGAGAGCAAGACCAACCUGAUUGUCAACUACCUGCCCCAAACCAUGACACAGGAAGAGAUCCGAUCCCUCUUCUCCUCAAUUGGAGAGGUCGAGUCGUGCAAACUCAUUCGAGACAAGAUCACUGAUAACUCCGGAAGUAAUCAAGAUGCAUCUAUCGUUUCAGGCCAAAGUUUGGGCUACGGAUUUGUCAAUUAUCAUCGGGCAGAGGAUGCUGAAAAAGCCAUCAACACUCUGAACGGCCUCCGACUACAAAACAAGACAAUAAAGGUUUCCUACGCGAGACCGAGUAGUGAGGCGAUAAAAGGAGCAAAUUUAUAUGUGAGUGGGCUACCCAAAAAUUUGACUCAGCAAGAAUUGGAAUCUCUAUUCAACCCCUUUGGACGCAUCAUCACCUCCAGAAUUCUUUGCGAUAACAUCACGGGUAACAGUUUGUCGAAAGGGGUGGGUUUCAUCCGGUUUGACCAACGCGUGGAAGCCGAGCGAGCAAUCCAGGAGCUGAACGGAACCAUUCCAAAGGGGUCAACUGAACCUGUGACGGUCAAAUUUGCAAACAACCCCAGCAACAAUACAAAGGCGCUUCCCCCACUGGCAGCGUACUUGGCGGCUCCGCAGGCUGCAGCUGCCGCGGCGCGACGGUUCGGCGGCCCCAUUCACCACGCCACAGGCCGACUGCGGUACAUUCCUCUUUCUCCACUUUCCAGCACUGGCAAGGCCAGUAUGAUGGCCGUAAACAAAGGGUUGCAGAGGUACUCACCGCUGGCAGGUGACCUGCUUGCCAACACAGUCAUUCCGGGAAACGCAAUGAACGGUGCGGGCUGGUGCAUAUUUGUCUACAACUUGGCACCGGAAACGGAAGAAAACGUGCUGUGGCAGUUGUUUGGACCCUUUGGCGCAGUUCAGAGCGUGAAAGUGAUUCGAGAUUUACAGACGAACAAGUGCAAAGGCUUCGGUUUCGUGACCAUGACCAACUAUGACGAGGCAGUAGUGGCGAUCCAAUCCUUGAAUGGGUACACCCUUGGAAACCGCGUUCUUCAGGUCUCUUUCAAGACUAAUAAGACCAAAACUGCGUAAAUUCACUUUCUCCCAAAAAACAACAUACUGAAAAAAACAAGAACAAUGAAACAACAACCACUACAUACUAAACAAUACCAAAAGUUAUCAUCUCAUUAUCAGUUGUUACUUCUGCUACACUACUACAACUCCUCCUACUCAUUCAGCCCGUUGCCCCACGCCCACCGAACCUCCCACAAAACCACCCCCGUCAUCACUUGAUUGAUAUUCAUUCGUCUGGUCCUGGUCUGGAGUUGAAGGAGCGACAGAGGGAUUUUUACGUAAUAUUUUAAUGUCUACAGUACUUAUUACUUCAUAUUAGCAUAAAUUCAUUAUUAUAAAAACUAGCACGCGGAGACUGUGUGUCCGUCAUUUGAAAAGAGGUCAGUCGGUCGGUUAUUAUAUUGCGAGGUUUUUAUUCAGUCACAAACAGGAAAGAACAUAAUUCGAGUCAGAGAGAUCAUUCUAGUCCGACACCAAACAAACUAAACAAAACAAAGAAAGAAACUACUUAAUUAAUUACAACUCAUAUUAUAGUGUUACUUCAUAAUUAAUUAAUUAUUACAUACUUAUUACAUAUUAUUAGUUACAACUUGAGACGUUUUAGCAACUUAGAUUGCUAAGAUUUCCAAGUUUUGAAAACAUUUAAAGUUUUAAAGUUUUUGGACAUUAAACAGAUUACAAUUUAGUAGUUUCGAAUUAAUUAUUACAGGUUAUAGUUAGAUAAGAUUUACGAGAUAUGGAAAGAGACAAUUUCUUAUGAAAUGGGAUGAAAAUGAGGUGAAAAUGGGUGAAUAUUGAUUGAUUGAACUACUGGCACCAUCUCAUAAAUACUAAAAGUAUAUCUACUACCACGAAACAACCUCGUCGACACGUCGUCAUACAAAAAACACACCCCUCUCACUUUCUCUCUCUCUCUGAGAAAACGAGGGGACAGAUAGCGAAGGAAUAAUGAAAAGAAAAAAGAUAAACAUUCGAAACUCUCCAUCUCUCUUUGAUACUUAAUUAAUAUGCUUCAGUUUUGUUGAAAUAAUAAUUGCUGGAUUAGUUCUUCGAUAAAUAUAGUUGGUUCGUCCGCGUGAGUCAGUUAGUUUAUCUCCAUAUGAGGAUAUGGAGUCUUCUUCUUCAUAAUAGUGUUGACUUAAUUGUUAUUAAAGUUGGUUAUCUUAAAUUAUUGCAUUAUUAUUACACACACAGAGGUGCACAUACGCACCCUGUUAUCUAGUUUAUUUGUCAUCAUACAUAUUAGGUUACCCUCUUGACUAGUUUCUUAAUUGACCAUCAUCAUCUGCUGCUAUUUACAAGGGAUUGCUGAGAGUUGUCACCACCAUCCUUCACUCUCUUGUACAUUAUGAUUAACCCUUAUUAAUUGCGAACUCUCUCCUCCUCCGCUCAUCCUUACACACACAAAAAUAAUAGUUUAGACGACGACGAGGAAGGAAAGCAGACAGGGCAAAGUUUAAGACAAAAUAACUCUUAUGGUCGUAUGUACAUCGUCAAAGGCAUGCAUAUUGUUCUUGCUGCUUUUAACAUCAUGUGCAUAAUUAUUAAGCAUUAUGCAAUUAAAUUACACCAUAAUUUAUACAAAGCUCCUGCUGCUGCUGGUCCUACGAAAUAGAUAAACUUGUUAUUCUCCCACCUGGGACGGAGAGAGGAUUGAAGAAGAGUCGCUAAAAUUUUUGACUUUUAUUGUAAUAAGUGGAUACUAAAACGUGAAAGUUAUUGAGCAGUGUUAGUUGUUCGUGUUUAUAGCUUUAGUUGCAAAGUCUCUCAGUCACAGUUAACGAAACAAGUCACACUCAGUCUCUCAGUGUCAUUUAGUAAUAUUCGUAUUUCAGUGUUAUACCUUUGAGUCUUGGUGUUGAUUGAUUGUUGAUGUUUACCAUUAAUAUUUACCUUCUUGAUAUCUUAACACAGUCACAAACUUAAGUUUAAUAAAGCUAUAGCUAUAUAUAUUAACACGUUACCUAUGUAGUAACCAAGCACACCUCUCAUUUAUUGUUCCCCAUCCCAAGCAAAAGUGUUGCGUCUGUCUUUUUAACCUCUAAACCUCUGUGCGUGCGUGUGUUGUUGCAUCCGUCUUACUUAUUUGUGGGUGCAGUCAUCGUCUUAUUGCUUCAUAUUCACCCAUAACAAAAAUAAUACCACAAACUGGAUUUAAAAAAUGACAUGACAACUUGGACAACCACGAUAUGCAUUUUACAGCUCAGGCUCAGAGUCACAUUUUCAUCAUUUUGAUUUUCAAAUCAAAACAUUAUUGUCCUAAACCGGGAUGAUGCGACAGGCAUGCUUUGUGUACGUACACGUACGCGUUGCUUAUCCGGAGCAUGGAACCAAUUACCCUGAGGAGCAUCAUCUGAACUGAAAUUAGAUCCAAGAAGGUACCACUACUACGUCUACUACUAAUACUUAUGUACGAGUACUACUUUUAAACGUUGAUAUAGGUAAGUCAGAUUAAUGUAUGUUAAGCCUCGAUACCACAGGUAAGAAGGAUAUGAGAAUCUAUUACGCAAAUUCUAGUCAGUAUAUGCACAGGUUCGCGACAUUCUAUUUCCAAAAAAACAUGUUCUCUGAAUCCUCCUCUUAUUUUGAAAACUCUCUCUCAGGACAUUACAAACUCCUCGAAAGAGCUGUUUUACCUCACCACUUUUUCUGCAAUUUAUUUUCCAAGAAUGUGACGACUCGGUGUUAUUAAAUUUCAAGAGAGAGAAAGUAUUAGUUUAAAACAAAGUGAUUCAGUGAAAGGCAACCACGAUACUCGAUAUAUGAUCUCCUAACUGCAACUAAAACAUAUCGCUCUGCUGCUCUGAGGGGAAAUUGGUUCCAUUUUCCUGCGGGGAAGUUGACGAAUAAUAUGAGAGGGAUACUUUCAAAAAAUUGGAGUUAUCCAUCACAUGAGACACACUGUUUAUGUACAUAAUUGUGUAGAAAUGCCUGCAGGGAAGUGAUGCGAGAUUGUCAUUUCUUUGUUCGUUCGUACAUACAUUCGUUCACUCAUUACUUCAAAAAUAUGAUGAUGACUGGGAUGAUUUGUCAUAAAACAACAACAUGCACCAUCACACCACAACCGUUACAAUGUACCACAGCCACCUUCAAUUUCUAAUCACUGGCAUAGGACAAAAGUUGUUGAAAAAUAUAAAAUCAGUAAUCAAUCGGCCGUCAGACAGACUCCUGAAAUGACAGACUGAAAAAGAGAGAAUAUAAAUCUAAUUACCGAUUCCAGCUCUACAUAUAGCCGUACAUACAAAGUAUAAAUUAUUGUUGUGCUUGUUGAGAAUCGUACUACUUACAUAAAUAUGUAUAUGCAGCUCGGUGUUAAAAAAUCUAUAAGAAAAAAAUCGGGUUCUUAUUUACUUAAAUUCAACCUCAUUUCGAGGCAGUUAAUUAAAUUAGGAGGAAAUUAUUAAAAUCAACUAAAGCAACUACUUACUUAGCAGCCCGGGAUACAUUUUAUAUGAAAUGUACAUACAUAUGAUUCUAUAAAAUCAGCAAUUAUAUAGCAAAAGAGCAAUCAAAACUCAAGGGCGAUGGGGUUAAAUAUAGGCGAGGACCGUUGUUGUGCAUGGGUAACGAUGAAGAUGAUGAAUGUAGUUCAGGUCUGGACACGAAUAUAAUAAUAUCUCCUAAAAAAGUUUCACAAAGACUCUUUGCCAACAGCUAGCAUUUGUAUUUUUGCAAGAAAUAAGAAAUUACAGGAGAAGUACUUUUAGAAUAUCGUAAAUUUAGAUCUAUUUGAAGAGGUGAAUGACGAUUAUAUAAAUCCACGAGAAAAAAAUUUGACAGCAUAAAAAAAAACUUUUCACAAAAAGUUAUAUUCAAUACUGGAUUGCGUUGCUGUGUGUGGGAAACAUAUUUCCAAUUGAAAGAUGGUGAUGAUGAUGGCUGCUGAAUUCUCAAAAGUUGGUCUACCCCGUGGCUAUAUUAUUAAAAAAUGAGUAGAGCUCUUCAAUUUCUCUCCACCUCUUUCUCUCCUCCGUAAUAAUGCACUUACUUACGUAUCUACGUACACUUACGCCGCACAGUCAGUAGUGAUUACAUAAUCAAGGUAUAAUAUUUCUCAGCAAUUUCCAUUCCUCCUCCAAAAAGUUGUUGUUCCUCUCUCUCUCUCUCUCUUUCUCUCUUUUAAAUUAUGCAUAUGUGGACAUUUGAACUCUGUGUGCGUCUCUUCUUCGUAGCGUUGUUGUUGUUGCAUACAAGUACAUUGAUAUAUUUACGCCGCUGUUGUUGGUCAAAUGGAUACAUACUUUACUAAGCAGACAAAGUAGGUGGGAGAGUGAGUUAGUGAAAGUCAAAAGGAUAUGAAGAGGCCACGUGUUACUAAAUGUAUAUGUAUGUCGUCUCCCUUUAGUUAGUUAGUUCUUGAGUCAGGUCUCGUUACAUUAUUAUAUCAUCAAUUUAAUUACUUAUGAUAACUUCACUUUUAGCUAGGUUCAAAAAAUAAUAAUUCUUGUUUAAGAGUUAACCAUACAAAAAAAUGUUGAGAAAGUCAAGCACUUUUCUGGUAGUAUUUAAAUAUGACGAAAAAAAUGCAAUCGGAUGAUGACACUGACACGACAGACUCUCCAUUGUUUAAAAAAAGCAGAACAUACUUAAUACACAGACAACAUGGUCGUGGACAACUCUGGAAAAAUAAUGUCUCAUUAGAUUCCGUAAAAAGUUGUUAAUAUGUGAGCGUCUCUCUCUCUCUCUCUCUCUUUUUCUCUCCUAUCCUAUCAUUAUUGUGAGUAGAUCUGUGUUUAACCAUUGUGCGCAAUUGUUGGCAUAUUAGUUUUUGCUGUUAAGUGGUGUAAUUAAUUACUUACGUAUCUAAUUAAUUGGUGUUGAUUAUAGUCACAAAUACACUCUCUGUUUAGCUUUAAUCUCUCAUUACCCAACAAUUUUAUGAAGGAUUUAUUUUCCGGAUUCUUUGGUGUGUUAUCUAACCUUUGUUGUUACUAUUGAUUUCAAAUUUGUCUUUGUGCUUUGAUUGAUUGGAAUUAUUAAUAUUGGUUUGAUUUAUUAAAUACGAAAUUUCAGAUUGUUAAUUUCUUGAUUUUAUAAUUAUAAUUAAUCCGUCACUGUCAUUGAAUUAAAAUACUGCUAUCUGUUGAACUUGGUUUAUGUGUUGACUUAUUUUUUGCGUGGUUUUUACUUAUUUCUCACCCGACCAACUCCGAUUUAAUUUCCAUGUUUUCACAUUUUCAAUAUAACAAAUAAUCCAUCUGUACUACUCAACCUACCUCGUCUCAAAAAAACCCUCUGGAUCUGGACAUUGACACACAGGUUAUACUCAUUAAUCAUUAUUAAUAUUAUCAUUACUAGUGAACUACUACUCUAUAUUUAUGUAUAUGUGUGGCAAUACUACUUAUUGCGGUCGUUAUAUAUUCGAAUAAUUCCCUCAGAAAUGUUCUUCUUUGUCUGGGCGACGAGUUUACAAACUAUUAUUCUUAAUAGAUCGUAGCAUAUUCCCCGAGUUGCUACCUUCCAGCUUUACUUUUGUGAGUCGUAAACAACUUCCCUUUUCUAAACUCUCCAGAUAUUCGAAGCUACUGUUUUUCCGCAGCGGUAGUUUCCUAGAAGUAAAUAAUAGUUUACUAUUUUGCUAAUUAAAACGAUAAGUUUGUUGAUUGUAGUUGUUGUUGUUGUUGAGGAGCCGCUUUUUGGUGUAAAUUUGAAUUACUUACUUGACUAGAUUGGAGUCAUACAUAUUAGCUGAUAAUUGUAUACUCAACUACAAAUCGUUGACAUGUUCUCUUUGUGCUUGUUUUCAAAGAACAAUUUAAAUUUCACCAUUCAGAGUAGGCCUUUUACUACUAAUUGUUGCUGCUAAAAUAGAUUUAAUAGUGCGUCGGACUCAAUCCUUGUUAGAAAUCUGCAGGCAAAUAAUAAAAUAUGACAGACAGAAGAAUAAUAUUCUCUAAAAAAUGAGGCUUUAUCCCAAUGAUAAAUUUAUCAUCUUCUAAUUCCAAACCGAGUGAAACAAUCCAUCACCAAAUACAAACAGACGAGACUCUAUCGAUGGGAUAUGAAGCUAAGGCUACAAUAAAAGAAAGCAUGAUUUUUACCUAAAUCUGAAAUUGUAAUUUAUAAAAUUAACGGCAUUAAAAUCAAAAAAUGUGAAAAUUAA
Folsomia candida is the source of this 9071-nucleotide messenger RNA. It is a transcript of the gene fne, whose product is annotated as ELAV-like protein 3. The record is from RefSeq and is a predicted model, not a curated record. Gene Ontology annotation, cellular component: ribonucleoprotein complex. The transcript has 8 exons. Bases 1781 to 2986 code for a protein of 401 amino acids. Gene Ontology annotation, molecular function: RNA binding. NCBI's taxonomy places the organism in Eukaryota, Metazoa, Arthropoda, Collembola, Entomobryomorpha, Isotomidae.